Phyllotreta striolata is the source of this 1648-nucleotide messenger RNA. The record is from the annotation of a GenBank genome assembly. NCBI's taxonomy places the organism in Eukaryota, Metazoa, Arthropoda, Insecta, Coleoptera, Chrysomelidae.
CUAAAUCAUGGCUAACUUCAUUCUUCAUUAGUAGGUGUAACUAGAUCUACUUAUUUUUCUUGUUGCACAUUUCGCUAGUAAUAGUAAAUAAAAACGAUUAAUUUUUGGUAAAUCAUGUCGAAAAUUAAUGAUAGAGACCGAGCGCCGAAUCAUCAAACGUAUAAAUUAGUGAUUGUCGGAGGUGGUGGUGUUGGAAAGUCUGCCAUAACUUUACAAUUUAUCCAGAGUUAUUUUGUAACUGAUUACGAUCCUACGAUAGAAGAUUCCUAUACAAAGCAAUGUGUUAUAGACGAUAUACCUGCAAAAUUAGACAUUUUAGACACUGCAGGACAAGAGGAAUUUAGUGCAAUGCGAGAACAAUAUAUGCGGUCUGGAGAAGGAUUUCUAUUAGUAUUUUCGGUUACAGAAAAAUCUAGUUUUGAAGAAAUUUACAAAUUCCAUAGACAAAUAUUGAGAGUCAAAGAUCGGGAUGAAUUUCCUAUGUUAAUGGUAGGAAACAAGGUUGAUCUGGAGCAUCAGAGGGCCGUUUGGCAAGAGGAGGCCCAGCAACUGGCCAGGCAGCUGAAAAUUCCCUACAUUGAAUGUAGCGCCAAGAUGAGGAUGAAUGUCGACAACGCUUUCUACGAAUUGGUCCGCGUCGUUCGAAAAUUUCAACUUUCCGAACGGCCACCUUUGAAGCCCAAUUACAUCAAAAGAAAUAAAAAGAAAUGUUGUGUCCUUUAAACGGGUUUUUCAUAAUUUUUUUGUGGUUCUUAACGGACUUUUCGGUUUACAUAUUUGGAAAUAUAGUUGGUUAAUACAGGGUGUUAAUUAAUUAAGUGCUGAUACUUCAGGAUGUGAAUAUUUGGAUGAUAUUAAGAAGAAAAAUUUAUAUCAGUAUAAAUGUCCUAAACCUCUUAGUUUUCGAACUACAUGGUGUUACAGUAUUCUGAAGUAUCGGCACUCAAUUAAUUAACACCCUGUAUAUCAAAAUUUAUUGCAAGUUACGUUUUUUUAUGAGUAAAAACGUUUUCACAUGUACGAUAUACGCAUCGCAAUUUAAUGCUGCAAUAUUUGCAUUGCAGGGAUAAUUUUGAUUAACGCUUGUAUAAAAAUGCAAUGCAAUAUUGCAAUAAAUUACACCGUGUGAAAACGCUCUAGAGUUAUUGAAAUUUAUAGCUUUAUAAUCGUUGGAAAUCAUUUUUGAUACUUGUUAUCAGUAACGAGUAUUUAUAGAAAAUGGAUGGAUUAUUAACUAAAUAAUCCAAAUUUGAAUUUAUGUAUUCCUCAAAGGGAAAAUUGUUUUUAAUGAGUAUUUUUUUCGAAUUACUAAGAGCGACAAUGUUUCCUGAAAGUGCCAUUUAAUUUAGUAGGCUUUUAAAUAGUUUUUAAUCCAUUUCAUUACGUUUUAAAUUAUGCUCAUUUUUAAGUAAUUUAAGAGCGUAAAUAUAUUAAAUGCAAUUAUUUGCUCGCUCUUUGUCAAGGUUUUAGUUGUAAAUACUUCCUUUGUGUAAUUUUUAUUCGCAAUUAUUCACAGAAAAUUGUUUGCAGUAGCAUGAGUAAUUUUUUAUUCAUUUUCAAGCUCUAUUAAACAACAACAUAACACAUAAUAUUAUUAAAAUGAAAAUAUGUAAUUAAUCAAAAUUCAUUCAUUUUAUUAGACCUAAUC